Messenger RNA from Vidua macroura (Pin-tailed whydah), 4619 nucleotides. It is a transcript of the gene AGTPBP1, whose product is annotated as ATP/GTP binding carboxypeptidase 1. Gene Ontology annotation, molecular function: zinc ion binding; metallocarboxypeptidase activity. Lineage: Eukaryota; Metazoa; Chordata; Aves; Passeriformes; Viduidae. Bases 392 to 4042 code for a protein of 1216 amino acids. The record is from RefSeq and is a predicted model, not a curated record. Gene Ontology annotation, biological process: protein side chain deglutamylation; C-terminal protein deglutamylation; proteolysis. The transcript is spliced from 27 exons.
UGCGCGCUUCCUGCUCUGCCGGGCGGCCCUGCAGCAGCCAGGGCUGCGGUGAGCCCUGGCCCUGCCGGCCCCCGAGCACUGCGGCUCUGCCCCCGCUGCCCCGCCGGAGGGGUAGCCCAUCAUAGGCAUUGGGUGGAAAAGACGGCGGUUGGGAUAACAUUUGCCUCAUGUGCCGUGCGACUUGCCCUGCCCAACGUCUGUUUGACUUAACGCUCUGUGGGAUUUCAAGAUAGUGUACACCUGAAGGGUGCUUGGACAAAGCUAAGACACCUGUUAACUUGAGUCAAGCUGCAAUUCUUCUGAAAAGUUAAGCAUUUUCUUCCUGGAUGCUGGGAAAAGAUCCUGCUUUCAGGUUGUCAGAGAUGGUGAUUUGAAGAAUCAUAUUUCCGAUAUGAACAACGCAAAAGCAUCAUCUGAAAAAAGUGUUUCUGGCAAUUCUCGGACUAUAUACCUGCUGUCACAGCUGGAGAAGAUCAAUUUGGACUCUGUAUUAGGAGAAUCAGACAGUGCCAGAUAUGUUACCUCAAAGAUCCUUCAUCUGGUCCAGAGUCAAGAAAAAACCAGGAAGGAGAUGACUUCUAAGAGCUCCACAGGAAUAGAAAUUAUCCUGUCAACCCUAGAGAAUACAAGAGAUCCUCAAACUAUUUUAAAUAUAUUGAAUAUUCUCAUUGAGAUAGUCUCAGUUGGUGGUGGUCGGAGAGCAAGUGUCUUAGUCACCAAAGGAGGGACACAGAUCUUGUUACAACUGCUUUUGACUGCCAGCAAAGACUCUCCACCAAAUGAAGAACUAAUGGUGCUUCUUCAUACUCUUCUUGCAAAAAUUGGUCCAAAAGACAAGAAGAUUGGCAUGAAAGCAAGAAUAAAUGGUGUCCUAAACAUAUCAUUGAAUUUAGUGAAGCAUAAUUUGCAGAACCACAGGCUAGUAUUGCCAUGUCUUCAAGUAUUAAGAGUUUAUUCAACCAACUCUGUAAAUGCAGUAUCUCUGGGAAAGAACGGAGUAGUAGAACUGAUGUUUAAGAUUAUUGGCCCUUUUAGUAAAAGGAACACUAGCCUUAUGAAGGUUGCUUUAGACACACUUGCUGCAUUGCUAAAAUCAAAAACAAAUGCCAGGAGAGCAGUAGACAGAGGAUAUGUGCAGGUGCUUAUAACGAUUUAUGUUGAUUGGCACCGUCAUGAUAGUCGACACAGAUACAUGCUGAUACGUAAAGGAGUGUUACAGUGCAUUAAAAGUGUUACAAACAUCAAACUGGGAAGAAAAGCAUUUAUUGAUGCUAAUGGGAUGAAAAUUCUUUACAACACUUCACAGGAGUGCCUUGCAGUAAGAACUCUUGAUCCUCUUGUCAAUACAUCCAGCCUAAUAAUGAGAAAAUGUUUUCCCAAAAAUCGUCUUCCUUUACCAACUAUUAAAAGUGCUUUCCAUUUCCAACUCCCAGUUAUUCCUGCCAGUGGUCCUGUGGCUCAGCUGUACAAUUUGCCUCCUGAUGUGGAUGAUGUAGUAGAUGAAAGUGAUGAUAACGAUGAUGCUGAAACAGAAUCAGAAAUUGAAACUGAAAUUGAUGAUGACAAGGACCAACAUUUUAAGAAUGAUGAUAUUGAGACUGAUAUUAAUAAACUGAAACCUAGACAGGAAUUGGGAAGACCCAUAGAAGAACUGAAAAUGUAUGAGCAAUUUUUCCCAGAACUUUCAGAAAACUUUCAGGAAUGGGACUUAGUUCCCAAGGAACCAAAGCCUUUUGUACCUGAUGCAAAUUUGAGUGGACCUAUUGUUGUUCCUACAGCCAGUGAGGAGCACUCUACUGAAACAAACACAUCAACAAAAGGAGUUGCUUUAAAGGAGUGCAAUCCUUUAUUGACAGAGGAAUGCAAUAGAAGGCCAGUGUUUCUGGAACUACCAAAGAAAGAGAGCAUGAAAGGCAGUAGUUUACAUCACCAAAAUGAUCAAAGAAACAUGCUUCCUUCAUGCCAAUGUCUAAGCCAAGAAAUUGUGAAAGGCUUGGACAGAAUCAGUCUCCAGAAUAGUGCAAAAAAUGAUCAAUAUUAUGGUACAGGAUGUGUCGUAAAGAAGGAAAGCAAAGCUAACAUUACUACACUUGCUUGUAGUAAACCCUGUGAGCAUGUUUCACCCUGUGGAAGUAGUCUCUUUGAAGGAUCAUCUGUCCAGCUGGGAAAACUCUGCUGCACUGGAGUGGAUUCAGAGGAGGAGGACGAUUCUAGAUCUAGUUCAUCAGGAGAGCAUACCAUGCUUCAAGUUUCUGAUGUAUCACCAGUUCAUGACUGUGAUCUUUAUCUUGAAAUGGUGAAGAACACAAAGUCUAUUCCGGAAUACUCAGAAGUGGCCUAUCCAGAUUAUUUUGGCCAUAUUCCACCCCCAUUUAAGGAACCUAUUCUGGAAAGGCGAUAUGGGGUGCAGAGGACAAAAAUCUGUCAAGAUAUUGAAAGGCUGAUUUAUCAAAAUGACAUUAUAGAUAGAGUUGUGUAUGACCUUGAUAAUUUGAGUUGUUCUAUACCAGAGGAAGCAGAUGUUUUGAAGUUUAAUUCCAAAUUUGAAUCUGGAAACCUACGGAAAGUUAUUCAGAUCAGAAAAAAUGAGUACGAUCUAAUUCUGAACUCAGAUAUAAAUAGCAAUCAUUAUCAUCAAUGGUUCUACUUUGAAGUCAGUGGAAUGAAAACUGGCAUUGGUUACCGGUUUAACAUCAUCAACUGUGAAAAGUCAAACAGUCAGUUCAACUAUGGUAUGCAGCCCCUCAUGUAUUCUGUUCAGGAAGCACUACGUUCUCGACCAUAUUGGACUCGUGUUGGGACAGAUAUUUGUUACUACAAGAAUCACUUUUCAAGAAGUUCAAUUGCUGCUGGGGGCCAGAAAGGAAAAUCCUAUUACACAAUUACAUUCACAGUGACUUUCCAUCAUAAAGAUGAUGUAUGCUACUUUGCUUACCAUUAUCCAUAUACAUACUCAACUUUAAAGAUGCAUCUUAGGAAGCUGGAAUCUAUGCACAACCCUCAACAGAUAUAUUUUCGGCAAGAUGUUCUCUGUGAGACCCUGGCUGGCAACAGCUGUCCAUUAGUCACUAUUACAGCCAUGCCAGAGUCCAAUUACUAUGAACAUAUCUGUCAGUUCAGGAAUCGUCCUUAUAUAUUCCUGUCUGCUCGUGUGCAUCCUGGAGAGACUAAUGCAAGCUGGGUUAUGAAGGGAACACUGGAAUACCUUAUGAGCAAUAGUCCAAAUGCACAGUGUUUACGGGAAUCUUAUAUUUUCAAAAUUAUUCCCAUGCUCAAUCCAGAUGGUGUCAUCAAUGGAAACCACCGUUGCUCUUUAAGUGGAGAAGAUUUAAACAGACAGUGGCAAAAUCCAAAUCCAGAUCUGCAUCCCACUAUUUACCAUGCUAAAGGGUUACUGCAAUAUCUGGCUGCUAUAAAACGUUUGCCUUUGGUCUACUGUGAUUAUCAUGGUCAUUCUCGUAAAAAGAAUGUAUUUAUGUAUGGCUGCAGCAUCAAAGAGACAAUGUGGCACACAAGCGUUAAUGCUGCCUCUUGUGACCUGAUGGAAGACCCUGCUUACAGGGCACUCCCCAAGAUCCUGAGUCAGACUGCCCCCGCAUUCUGCAUGGGCAGCUGCAGCUUUGUAGUGGAAAAAUCCAAGGAAUCUACAGCACGAGUUGUUGUCUGGCGAGAGAUAGGAGUACAAAGGAGCUACACAAUGGAAAGCACAUUAUGUGGAUGUGACCAGGGCAAGUAUAAAGGAUUGCAGAUAGGUACAAGAGAACUGGAGGAGAUGGGAGCAAAGUUCUGUGUUGGCUUGCUGCGUUUAAAAAGAAUGUCCUCACCUUUGGAAUACAACCUGCCUUCUAGUCUGUUGGAUAUUGAAAAUGAGCUCAUUGAGUCAAGCUGUAAAGUGACAAGCCCCACUACAUAUGUUUUGGAUGAAGAUGAGCCUCGCUUCCUUGAAGAAGUUGAUUACAGUGCAGAGAGUAAUGAUGAAGACGUUGAAUUAGCUGAUAAUGUGGGUGAUUAUGAGGCAACUAAUCAAGAUGAUGGACUUUGAGACCCAGAUUCAACAACAAUACUCCUUUCUUGAACCAGCUUUGCUGCCAGUAACAGAAAAUAAAGUAUCCUGCAUUUCCAAUCACAUACUUCCUUGCUGUUUUCUACAAAGGGGAUAAGCUUCAGUUAACACAUAUAACUGGGGUCUGCACAGCUCAAGGACAGUAAAUAUUUCUGAUAAAUUUACAUUUGUUUUAUUUAAGGAGUUCUGUGUAUUCUUGAAGCCCUAUAUAGAUAAAUUUAUUUACCAGUUCAUUUUCUACUAAAUACUACUGCAUGGCAUUUUGUGUCCUUAAACCCUAACUUCAGAGAAAUGGAUUAUAAUUUUUAGUGUGUCAGAGUACAGAAAAUAAUUUUUUGUGGUACAGUUCUUUGAGUUGCAUCCUGAAAAAUAUGUAUGUACAGAUUUUCUAAAUUAAUUUGUGUAUGUCUGUGUAUAUGCGCGUGUGUAUACUGAGGUGAAGAGGUUAUUUUUCGACAUUAUUUCAAUGAUACUUGAUUGUGUUUAAAGCAAUGUAGUGCCUGCUCUGAAACAAUUCAAUAAUUACUAAAUUAAAAAUGAGAACAUGAUGUAUUAA